Armigeres subalbatus is the source of this 3786-nucleotide messenger RNA. RefSeq names its product villin-like protein quail (gene qua). The record is from RefSeq and is a predicted model, not a curated record. NCBI's taxonomy places the organism in Eukaryota, Metazoa, Arthropoda, Insecta, Diptera, Culicidae. Gene Ontology annotation, biological process: actin filament severing; cytoskeleton organization; barbed-end actin filament capping. The transcript is spliced from 7 exons. Gene Ontology annotation, cellular component: actin cytoskeleton; cytoplasm. The coding region runs from base 1136 to 3703 and encodes 855 amino acids. Gene Ontology annotation, molecular function: actin filament binding; phosphatidylinositol-4,5-bisphosphate binding.
AAUAACAGAAGAUCGUUGCAGAGAUAUAGCUUUCCAGCGCUACCGCGUUUUCAUCGCAUCUCUGGGGCAUCGUCGCGCCUUCAUUAACCACAUCACGGCACGGCGGGAGUGUAUAGCCGUUACGAAAUCGAUCUGAUCAUAAUGUCCCCGGGAUGAAUAAAUCAUUGCUCCGCUCUCGCAAGCAGCAAUGUAGUGUAGUGUAUUUACCAAACCAAUCGGACUGUAAACAUGACGAAUUCAUUAGCAUAUUCAUUUUUUUUUUUCGGAAUGACCACUGUAGCUGGUUGCAACGCUCGACCGGUUCGGUUGGGUGAUUCUACCGAGAGGCUAUAAUGUGGAGUAAAAAAUGUCAUUGUGUUCGCCGAUUCGAUGCAGCUCUUCUUUUCAAUCCAGUCAACUAACAGCCAGUCAGUGAUCCACGAAGAACGCAACGCCCAUCAGGUGGGUGGCUGGCAGUCCUACGGAGGGCGAAUCAUCCAUUAUUAUGCGCAGCGUGUACAGAGAGAUUGGUACAGAAUACAAUGGUAGCUCAACUCAGCAUAAAACUCUGUAGGUAGUUACCCAGCAGAAGAAUGGUUUAGCUUUUCCGUUUGGACCCCAUUGAUGAGAAAAUUCCACAGAGACGAGUGUAAGUUCGUGUCUCUGGUCCCGCUACUAUGAAUCUGGAUAGCGCGCGGUUUUUGCAGUGCCGUGCCGAAUUGAUGAUGCUGCUGCUGCUACUGUGUCGUCGUAGCCAUCGUCGGUCAUCGAGGUUGCGAGAGAGCGUGAAAAAAUAGUGAUUGUGACCAGAUUAGUAUGUGGGUGGCAUUCAGGUGGUGAAAAAGUACUUUUUUUCCAACUCGUGGGAUGGUGUUCUGUUGUACAAAUCAGAAAAAAAAACAUCAGAUCAGUGCUGACACAGCAUUGCAAUCGGUUGAAAGUGAAUCUGGAGCGGAUUGGAUAAUGAUUCGUUUUGGCGUGGAGUUAAUUUGGAAACUAGUGAUUUUUAUAUGAAGAAAAAUUGUGUUUUGAUUCUAUGGAAUACUAUUGUCUAAGAAAGUUCUUACUGAGUUAUGAAACAGCUUCAUCGUUGCAGUUAAUCGUGCAGUGAAAAUCAACCAAAGGCUUGAUCGAAAAUCUGCGACCCAGAGUUACAAUGAGCAGAGCAGCUACGAAGGACCAGAAAAGGCCCAUAUAUGAGGACAUAAAAAUCGACACCGCGUUCCGCAAAAUCAGCCCCAAGGCCAUCGGGUUCCAUGUUUGGCGGAUACAGAACGACCACGUGGAGGCCAUUCCCAGAGAACAGUAUGGCACGUUCUACGAUGAAAACACGUACAUAAUCUAUUCGGCUUCGCUGGCGGGUACGAUCUCGGAUAAAAAUACGAUUUCUCGCGAAAUCAAAACUUCCGGAGCAGUAAUCGAACGGUACAUUCACUUCUGGUUGGGGGCCAACAUCUCUUCGGAUCGUUCCAAAUCCGCAGCGUAUAAAAUUAUCGAGCUAGAUCUUCAUCUGGAUCACAAAACUACCCAGUACCGGGAAAGUCAAGGUCAUGAAGGAAUUCGGUUUCUUUCGUAUUUCAAAGAUGAUGGAAUUUUGAUCCAGGCCGGAACAGAUCCUUCGUCUUAUCCACACUUUCCAAGACUGUAUCAAAUCAAAGGGAAAACAACGCCGCAAUGCAUACAGCAGAAAGCAAUCACGUGGCAGCACUUUAACUGCGGUCAUGUCAUGAUUAUGCAAACAUCCGCCAUCCUGUUCGUUUGGGUGGGUCGGUCGACCAGUUCCAGUGAAAGAAUAUUCGGUUUGAAAAUUGGUACCAAGCUGACGGAUGCAUUUCACAUACCUGAAAUGGCCAUUAUAGACGACGGAUACGAACAAUCGAUGAGUUCGCAGCGAAAAGCAAUUUGGAACGGUUUCCUUAGUCUGUCGCAGCGCUUCGUCCAGCCAUUGGCAUUGACUCCGUCGAACGCGGAUAUUGUGCUGAAACUUUAUCAGUGCGAUACGGUUAAUGGCGUAUUUCGAGUAGAACUGGUAAAAACAGGAGCCCUAGAACAGGCAGACUUGUACGGACGGGACAAUAUUUACAUCGUUGACUACUUCUGCAAUGGGGUUUGGAUCUGGAUUGGACGAAGCUCUCACAAGCAGAAUCGUGCCGAAGCCAUGCGCCAUGUGCGUGGUUAUGUCAUUAAGAAAGGAUACCCAGCAUCAACUCCGGUGGCGCGAGUCAUUGACGGUCUGGAGCCAGCGGAGUUCACGAGUCUAUUCCCCAGCUGGAUCAGUUCAGAUGUGAAUGGAAACUCAAUCAAAGGUGUUUCGGAGAAGUUUGAUGCCCUUACGCUCAUCCAGCGACCAAAGCUCGCUGCGCAAAUACAAUUGAUGGACGAUGGGACUGGUGAUGCUACCGUCUACCAAAUAGGAGUUGAUGACGUGAAAGAAAUCCCCAAAAAGUACGCCAAGACGUUCUAUUCGUUCAACUGUUACAUUGUGCAUUAUCAGGUAUCGUGUACCUCAGAGAACAACAUAAGCACGUUGGCGAAUUCAAUCAAAAAUGUAGUCUACUUGUGGACUGGAUCCAGCGCUUCGAUGGAAUACCGACAAACGGGCGAGGCUUUCCUGACGGAAAUGUGCAACCAUUUGAAGAAGAAUGUCGUUCAAGUCCGGAUCAGUGAGGGUAUGGAGCCGCCACAUUUUCUACAGAUCUUCAAAGGAGGGCUGAUCAUUUUCAACUCGAAGAGCACGGGUGGGGAAGGAAUUAUGAAUGUACGGAAGUACCCAAGUAGUUUCGUGUUGAAGGUGGUAGGUAAUUCUAGUUAUACCUGUAAGGCAGUGCAAGUUUCAAGUAAAACUCUGUACUAUCCGGAAGACUGUUAUAUUUUGAAAGCGCCUGAUAAUGAGAUAUGGAUAUGGUGCGGUCAGUACUCCACUGGUGACUCUAGAGAAAUGGCUAAAUCAAUAGCCUCCAUUCUCGGAGAGUAUAAUCUUGUGAUGGAGUCUAACGAAACGGACGAAUUUUUCAAUUCGGUAGGAGAGAAGUUUUUGAAGCAGUUGAAGAAGACGCAUGGAAACAUAGUGACGCCGACGAUGAAUGUUGCUUUGACUUGGGAGAAGCAACGAAUCGGGCUGUACAUGUGUUCUUUGGAGCAAGAAAAGUACGUUAUGAACAAGAUUUUCGGAUUUUCGCAGAAGGAUCUGCGGCCGGAGAAUAUUUACUUACUAGAUGCUGGCAAUAUUGUGUACGUAUGGAUUGGGGAUUUGGUGAGCAAUGAUGAUCGGUCACAGAGCUGGGAUUUGGCAAAAUAUCUCAUCACAACACAUCCCGUGCAGAGGGAUGCCAAUAUGCCAAUAGCGGUCAUCCGGCAGGGAGAAGAGCCUAUCACCUUUAUCGGAUUUUUCGAUCACUGGGACAAGAAGUAUUAUGAGAAUUACAUCCCUUUCGACAAGAUUCGCGCCGAGUUGGAAACACCGGGAGCUCCGGUACCGGUGCCGCGAGGCUCCGUACACAGUGACAGUGCCAGCGGAGAUGACUUCGAUCGUUACCAAAAAUAUCCACUCGAUAUGCUUCGAGGAGACCCCGCGAACCUACCGGCAAGUAUCAACCCAACCCGGAAAGAGAUCCAUCUCACGCAUGACGACUUCGUGACCGUGUUCAAAAUGCCUUAUCACGACUUUGAAGAACUGCCCAAGUGGAAGCAGGUCGAGCUGAAGAAACAGAAUAAAUUAUUCUAGAGACAGAGAGCACGGAUAAUAUUUUGGAUUAUAAAUGUUAAAUUUUAUUUUUUAUGAAAUAAAUGUACACAAUUUCGUUUUAA